This is a messenger RNA of Aspergillus pseudotamarii, 739 nucleotides long. RefSeq names its product LysM peptidoglycan-binding domain-containing protein. The record is from RefSeq and is a predicted model, not a curated record. The coding region runs from base 14 to 739 and encodes 241 amino acids. The transcript has 2 exons. NCBI's taxonomy places the organism in Eukaryota, Fungi, Ascomycota, Eurotiomycetes, Eurotiales, Aspergillaceae.
AGUCAUUGGUGCCAUGGGUUACAAAGCCGCCAUCGUUCUGGGAUUGCUCCCUAAGCUGCUCUCGGCCAGUAUUGUCUGCAGCUUCUCCAUGGCAGCUAGCGAAGGUGCUACUUGCGAGUCUUUCGCGACAUCCUGGGGCCAGACCGUUGAAAAGUUUCAAGCACUGAACCCCGGUGUAUCAUGCCCAACUCUGAUUGCUGGUCAGAGCUACUGUAUUGUUGGCACUGUCACGGAGGACCCAAAGACCACGAUCACAACGACUUCCACGACGCUGAAGACCACAACGGCGACAACCACGACCUCCUCUUCCGAGUAUGAGCCAACUCAGCCUGGUGUGCCUUCUAACUGCGACAAGUUCCAUCUCGUUACAUCCGGUGACCAAUGUGAUACCAUUGCAGCCGAGUAUGGUAUCUCGGAAGCUCAGUUCAAGGCCUGGAAUCCCAACAUUGAGAGCAACUGCUCCAAUCUCUGGCUGGACUACUACGUCUGCGUGCACGUCCCGGGCGCCACGACAACAACAAGCUCAUUGCCAGAACCGACGUCCACGGGGCCCCAGCCGCAGAUGCCGGGGAUCGUGAGUAACUGUCAGACCUUUUAUAAGGUCAAAUCCGGGGAUGACUGUUACUCGAUUGAGACAGCAACGGGUAUCACGCUUGAUCAGUUCCGCUCGUGGAAUACACAGAUUGAUGCGAGCUGUUCUAACUUGUGGGUGGACUACUAUGUGUGCACAGGUGUUUAG